Molecule: messenger RNA, 1479 nt
Organism: Helianthus annuus (common sunflower)
Lineage: Eukaryota; Viridiplantae; Streptophyta; Magnoliopsida; Asterales; Asteraceae
Product: extensin-like
Exons: 3
Coding region: 1-1479 (492 amino acids)
Source: RefSeq, a predicted model, not a curated record
AUGGCAAAACAUUUGAAGAUGUUAGCAGAAAGUGACAGUGAGGAUGAGAAGGCUAAGAAGAAAAAGAAGAAGAUAAAGACACCGGUUAGCAGCGAUGAUGAGACAGUACCGAUAGUGAGAAGAAAAAUGAAGGAAACUCCAAAGUUCGAGAUUAAUGAAGAAGCUAUUGCAAAGAAAAGUCCAAUUACUUGUGAAAAUUGUGAAAUUGUCUUUAAUCCCAAAGUUCAACAUAUCUUUGGUAAGAUGAUUGAUCGAAAAGUCAAGGGGGUUAAGGAACUUUAUGAAAAGAAGAGGAAAGGAAGCCCAACUGCAAUGCCUCCAAGAGUUAGGGGUAGAGGGAAGGGUCCCAUGCGAGGGGGACCAUCGACAGUAGGACCUUCACACCGACGCACUCCAUCUGCGUCAUUUUCCAGUUCUGACUCUCACAAUCUGUGGGGUCACUCUUACGAGCCAGCGAGACAUUCUAUCUCGUUGAGCUCCUCACCUUCAUUCCAUCCAUCAUUCGGGCCGCCUGUCGCAGACGAGCCCCGGCAUUCGCACCAUUCUCAACACUCCCAUCACUCCCAUGAAUCUCACCAAUCUUACCAUUCGUUGCACUCUCAUUCGUUUCACCAUUCGGAUUCUACCUAUUCGUCGGCACAGUUUAAUCCGAAUGAUUAUGUUAACGACUUCUUGGGCUACAACCCUUUGGGCCCUGAGGACCAUUUUUCUCAGGAAAUGGAAUUGGACGACGACCCAGACCCGGAGAUGCAGACCGGAACACCUGGCCACCCAAUUAGCAUUUCAAGCGGUUCCCCAUUUCAGGGAUCACCGUACCGUGGGCCUGAUUCAUUUCAAGAGAAGAUGGCCACUUAUGAUUGGUACUUUACUCCUUCGUACCAUAGCUCUCCAGCUCAACCUCCUUUGAUUGAGCCCCAGCUUCAAGCAGUUUCACCUCCACCACUUCCUGUUGAGGAGCCGCCUCAACAGCCACCUCAGCCACCUCCCGAGCCUCUAAGGCGAAGGAGGAACGCACGUAUAUCCGUGCAAGGAGGACCUCGUUUUAGUUCUCCUCAAGGUUCGAGUUCUUACCCUCCUAUUCCCGAGGACCCCCAAAUGGGUGGACCCUCGAACGCGGUGCCGGAGAACGAUCCUCCGCCAGCUUCUUAUGCACCACCACAGCCGCCUAUGGGUUUCGACAACCCGAUCUCGACUUACCCAGGUUCUUCUGGGUACACUCCUUUUGAAAACCCAAUGGGUUACCCAUCAGAUUAUGGAACUCAUGAUCCGUACCUUACAGCUGCAGAAUACCAUCAUCUUUACCCUUCUUCUUACUCUCCAGUUUAUCCAAUUGGAUACCCGGUGCAGGGUUAUCAAUACCCGCCUUACCAGCAACCUCCUCCUCCCCAGCAGCAGCAGCAAACUCAGGAGAUCCUGGAAAGGUUAGAUAGGGUUGAGCAUGAGGGCCUUGCAAACCUUCUUAAAGGCAAGAAGAAGUAG